AUGCGUCGGUGGGAAAAAGAGGUGCUGAGAACCAUUCGCGCCGAGACGUCCAAGUCUCUAUCAACUCCCGGAACGUCCUUCGAGCGCGAGAACGCGACACGUAGUGGGGGCGACCAAGAACUGGCGCGCGCUCUACACCAGCUUUCUGUGCAGCAUGCCGUCGAUGGAUACACCCAACCCUCACCUGAGUACGGGGGUAAGAACUCCGGGAAUGGUGAGGAGGGGAAAGGGCCAGAGGUGGCCCCGGCUCCGGGGGGCGACGGGGGAGCGGGAGUGCAAGGAGAGCCAGCGGUGUGCGGAGGCUCAGCCGAAGCAACGGUGCAAUUGUUCCGACCUUUUCUCGUUGGUGACGGUGAGGCGGAGACGGACCGAACAACAACACAGCAGUUUCAGCGUAAAACGGCGAGCGCGGGAGGGGUUGAAGCGGCACGUGGUAGUAGCGUGGUACGGUUGGCGGGGAGCACGAAAUCGGGGGCCGCGCGGACCGAGGUGGGGGGUGCCACGGCAGGUGGGUGCACAAGAGCACCGGCAGCGAGCGAGGAAAAGUCACAAGCCGAGGAAGCGGAAAAAGGCGACGAGGCUAUCAAGAACAUGGUGGAGAAGUUGCUCCGAACGUCCAGCUCUGUGGCGCUUGCGGUGGCCAGGCCCUUGAGUAUCAAGCCGCCACCGGUUUUGGAGGCGGAAGAGGAUCCGCAUCAGGAACCGUUCGAAACAUACGUUCCUGAUGGUAGUGGUGUUGAUGUUGGCGGUGGCGGUGGCAGAGUAGCAGCUGUUACGGCAUCGUGUUUGAGCCCGAACGUCAACGGCGUGGGACGCAAGGGUACCAAUCGACGGGAAUCAGGGGAAGCAACAGGGGGAGGAAUCCUUGAUCUCCAGGCCGUUACCGAAGCGGCUGGGCGCUUGAAUGGGACCGGUAGGCAUAGCCCGUCUUUGGUAAAUCGGAUGCCCAAUAACCCUCGAAAUCGCUUCGCGCCCAUGGCGGAGAGCGAGGUAGCAAGGUUUCUCAAGCAAGGGAACGACCGGUACCUCUCCAGUGCCGCAGGGGGCGGCGCGGGGGGAGGACACGAGAUCAUCGGCUUGAAUGAGGACCAUGGCACCACUGCCGCUGCCGCUGCCGCUGCCGCUGCCGCUGCCACCGCCGGGGGCCCCGGCACCGGAAUCGGUAGGCGGUUGCUGGUGGUCGGGGAAAGUACCGGGCGAGACGGAGAUGGUGCUCGUACAGUAUUGGUGUCAGCAAGUGAGGAUGCACGACUUUUCCGACCAAGUGCUACCCCACUUGACGGGUGGCAGACGAACUAAUUUUCGACGACGGGGAACGAGCGAAGAGAGCGGUCGUAGCCUUCCUAAGCCCUAUGCAGGAGGGAGGCGUAGGGGCGCGUUCGGUCGUAGCCAUUUUGAAAGCUAAGUGGGUCCGCGUAGGAAUCUAUUCUGGUUCGGUCGUAUAACGAUUUUUAACACUUCGUGGGUCCGCGUUUCCGGCGACCAUCAGGCCGAGCUACACCCUUUCGCUUCGCUCUCUGCUUGAAGGCACGCUGGCUUUAGGCUUGUUCGGCUGUUGUUGUUGUUGUUGUUGUUGUCUUCACAUUAAACCGAAUGUCAGUUGCCAAAUGCCAAAAUCUAGCAAAAGACUCUCAGCCCGUGGUCACGAAAGUGCUAGAGCCAUCUGAGGAUCUAAAGAACACGCACACAUAAAACGAGAAAAAGGUAUCCAAGAGCCCGAAGAGGUACACCUAAAAAUCCCUGCAGCACCGUAUGCGUGCCCAAAAACUGAACUGCACGUCCGUCCCACCGUUCGACUACAGUAGCAUCACCCCCUCCCUGUCCCACUCCAUACCAAAACGGAAGAUUGCCGACUACAGCAUACUGCUGUCUGAAGUGCUGUCUG
This is a messenger RNA of Ectocarpus sp. CCAP 1310/34, 1885 nucleotides long. The record is from the annotation of a GenBank genome assembly. Lineage: Eukaryota; Phaeophyceae; Ectocarpales; Ectocarpaceae.